AAGUCGCGCGAUUCGAACGCUAUAUCCACGAUGUAUCGCCAAGUCCACGACCCCAUCGGCACGACGAUGGCGAAGUCGCAAAUCACCACUCUCUCGCUUUAAAUACGGCAUUCGUGCUUCGAUUUCUCUUUAUUUCUUUUGUUGCCGAGACGAUACGAUCCAUGGAUCCCUUUUUGGAGCAGUUUCUUUCUAGCUUAUCUAAUCACGAUGAACAAAAUCUACAAACAUCGAAUCAAGGAUCUUUAACGUACCAGCAAAAUCAACCCGGAGUAAGCAGUGGUGUUACCCUGAACGAGAUUAAUGGAAGCACAGUCCACGCAUCGCAGUCUCCAAACACUUCUGGUGCCAGAGCUUUGACAAAAAGCCAAUCUACUUUAUCUACAGCUGAUCGAAAUGAGAGGAAAAGGCUAAUUGACCAGGCAUAUCGCGAAAGAGUAAAGAAUAACAAAGCGCAAAUGCAAUCGAAUCUGGAGAACCUUGCUAGGGAAAAUGAUUCUUUGAAGGAAGAGAAUCAGUCAUUGAAACAGGAUAAUGCUUCAAUGAAUCAGACCUUGGCAAAGCAAGCGGCAAUGAUUGAUCAGCUGCGGAGUGAUCUUCUGCAGCUGAAGCACUCCCACGACAAACAAAAUGUUCUUUUGGAAACACUUACACAGAAUCUAGCCGAUCCGUUACGUCUCGAAAACGAGACACUGAAGGCCGAAAACGCUUCAUUAAGGAAGAGUGCCAAUCUCAAUAGUGAUGUACCGGGGCUUUUGGAGGAGAACGCCAAGUUAAAACUUGAGAACAAGGUACUCAAGGUUCAGAAUGAUGCUUUAUGUGGGAAGAUUAUUAGUGACAACGACAAGAAACAAGCAAGAAUCAUAAGCCGAAAUGCUGUCUGAAAGAUUAGCAGGCAAUCGGCAUACCUUAUAA
Hibiscus syriacus is the source of this 912-nucleotide messenger RNA. RefSeq lists its product as uncharacterized. The record is from RefSeq and is a predicted model, not a curated record. The coding region runs from base 162 to 881 and encodes 239 amino acids. The transcript has 6 exons. NCBI's taxonomy places the organism in Eukaryota, Viridiplantae, Streptophyta, Magnoliopsida, Malvales, Malvaceae.